UCCCAGUCCACUAGCCCUGAACGAAACUCUUCCUUCCAUCAUCCUUCACCUUCCUAAUAAUCUCUUCCAUCAACAAUUAGCACACAACCAAACUCUUUCCAUCAAGCCAUCAAUCCCAGCAUCAAAAUAACUAUGGAAGCAAGUGACCCUCUAGCCCAAUUCUUGGCUGACGCCAGGCUUCGUUCACAGCCAUUCCACCGCGAGCAUCCCGACGAGCUCCACACCCCUAGCUGGCAUGCAGCAAGCAACCGCCCCAUUGUGGACGGCAAAUUCAACGAUCCUGAGACCGGUGAAGUCCGUGAUGCUGGAGGCUUAGUGUUCUCCGGACCCCCCGCUGUCGAUAUCAUCAUCACAAAUAUUCACGAGGGCUCGUCCAACAACAUCUUUCGCGCUCAGCUCCCCUUUCAUAUGGAGAAGCUGCUGGUGUGGAUUCUGCGGGUAGUUGGGGAACGCAAGCUCCAGCUUGAUUCUCUUAAUGCCACCUCAUAUGCGAUUCGAGUGGUGCUUUCUCAUGAAUUAAAUGAGGGGCAAUUUCAUGAAAUUGCUUAUGAGAUGGCGGGCGGGAUUUGGGGGCAGCAAUAGUGAAGGGUGCUGUGGAGUGGUAAGACUGGGAUGGAUGGGGUCGAGAACGCUCAUUUGCUUUUUGCGGGGUGAGACCCGUAAUAUGGGGCAAAGGGUAUUGCUUUAUUUGGUUCUUAUCAUCCGGGCUAGACUGUCAGAUAGGAAGUUCGACCGGCAUGGGGUUGUCUGAAGGAUCCAUGCUGUGUAACCUACGUUUCGAUAGUCUGAGACUUUAACAAAGCAUUCUGCCUUAUACGAG
Molecule: messenger RNA, 820 nt
Organism: Aspergillus piperis CBS 112811
Lineage: Eukaryota; Fungi; Ascomycota; Eurotiomycetes; Eurotiales; Aspergillaceae
Exons: 1
Coding region: 133-582 (149 amino acids)
Source: RefSeq, a predicted model, not a curated record